AUGGCCCACGAUCGUGGUCUCGAAAGCGAUGAACCUCCAAGUCCUUCUCUGAACAGACCAGUCACACCUCAAGAGGUUCGUUCACAUAAACAGCUUCCGUCAUAUCUUGCCCACCCUGACGCGUGCUUCCAGGAACCCAGCAAACCUGAGAUGCCUUCCUUCCUUACCCUGCCAGCCGAGCUAUUGCACAAGAUUCACAAAGAUUCUGGACUACGCCAGGAUGACCGCGCCAAACUCCGCCUCGUCUGCAAAGAGUUCCUACCAUACGCCACUGAAGCGCUCGCCGAACUGUCAAUGAGGAACGGUUUUCUCUGCCUCAACCCUUCCGCCAACGAUUUUGAGCGUCUCGCAGCCCUCUGCUCCUCGCAACUUGGUCCUUACCUCACGUCUGUACAUUUCCUGCACUAUCCCUCAUUCCGAAGCACGAAAAUGGAAGAAGCUGUGUAUCCAAGGUACUCGGCAAUUCAGAACGUCAAAUUCGGGACUCGUCUUUACAGAGACUCGACCUUUGUUCUAAAAAGGUUGCUGCUGUUGACCAACCAUCUCAAAAGAUUCGAGUUCAACCCAGCAGCGGAGCACGAAGACGAUACCUGGUCUGCGCACUCCUACAAUUUCCUUGAGCCCGAGCCCGCUCAACAGCUAACUGUUGGUAAAGACGAAGAGCGCGAAAGGGCCAGCACGAUCCUCUCAAGUAUCAAAUCUGACUGUCUCUCCGAGGUGAUCCUUACAGGCACCAUUCUGUCUUACAAGCCUCUGCUUGGCCUUCUUACAAGAUAUGGCAGUACCAUUCGCAAGCUAUCCUUCCACUCCUGCAGACUGGUCAGCGGCACCUAUGUCGAUCUGCUUCAGUGGAUGUCUACUGAGCUGCCUGCUCUCGAACACCUGGAUCUACAAUACUUGCAUGAAUUGAAGUGGAGACGCAGUCUCAGUAGAUACGACUUCUCGAAAACCAUGUGGGAGGCCCCUGUUACGCUCGAUGGAAAGAAGGAUAUCGACACUUACAUUGCAUCUCUGCAAAGGGGUGAAACAUCUGUUUGA
Aureobasidium namibiae CBS 147.97 is the source of this 1038-nucleotide messenger RNA. RefSeq lists its product as uncharacterized. NCBI's taxonomy places the organism in Eukaryota, Fungi, Ascomycota, Dothideomycetes, Dothideales, Saccotheciaceae. Bases 1 to 1038 code for a protein of 345 amino acids. The record is from RefSeq and is a predicted model, not a curated record. The transcript has a single exon.